Molecule: messenger RNA, 3453 nt
Organism: Acanthosepion pharaonis
Lineage: Eukaryota; Metazoa; Mollusca; Cephalopoda; Sepiida; Sepiidae
Source: the annotation of a GenBank genome assembly
AUGUCGUCCGCUGCCGAGCCGAUUAAAGUUACGUCAUCGUUUCCCUUGUCUCGGCAAUAUCUGACUCAGUCAAUCCGGAACGUCAAAAAGAUAUCGGCAGUUGCAGAAAACAGACUUGUUUUGAUAUGCGUCGGUGUUGUUUAUCCUGAGACAUCGAUACCUGCCCACUCUCCAUCCGUCCCUCUCUCUCUCUCUCUCUCUCUCUCUCUCUCUCUCCUUGUCUCUCUCGCUCUCUUUUUCUUUCUUUCUCAGCUUCCUCCAGUUAUUCAUUUCUUUUCUUUCUUUCUCUCUUUUCCGCGUCACCUGUUUUUUCUCUCUUUCUUCCCUCCCACUUUUCCUAUCUUCAUUUCUCUUUUGUUCUCUCCCUCUUCAUUUUGCCCCUCUCUUUCUCUCCCUCCACACUUUUCUUUUUUCUUCGUUUCUCUCUGUUCCUCUUUAACUCUUUCCCUUAUUUAUCUUUUCCCUCUUCUACUUUCUCCAUUUCAUCUUCUUCUCCAAAUUGGUUUCUCUCAUCUCAUCAUGUCUCACUUUUUUCUCUUCUCUCUGUCUUUUGUCUUCUUCCUUUAUCUCUCUUCUUGCCAUUUCCACUCUCUCUCUCUUCUUCUCUCUCUCUUUUCUUCACUCUUUAUAUUUAACUAUUUUCUUUCUCUUCUCUUCAUUUCUUUUUUCUCUUCACUUUCUUUCAAUAGCCUAUUUUCUUUCUUUCUUUUAUCUUCUUUUCUAUUUUUUCUUUUUCCCCGCCAUCUUUUCCCUUUUUUAAUAGAUUCGUUUCUCUUCUCUUCCUCGAUCAUCCUUUGUAUACACAGGCGCAUGCGCACUCUAUUCACAUCUAUCCAUCCAUCCAUCCAUCCAUCCAUCCAUCCAUUUCAGUCUAUCUAUCUAUCCAUCCAUCCAUCCAUCCAUUUCAGUCUAUUCAUAUCUAUCCAUCCAUCUAUCUAUCCAUCCAUCUAUCUAUUUCAGUCUAUUCAUAUCUAUCUAUCCAUCCAUAUCUAUCCAUCCAUCCAUCUAUUUCAGUCUAUUCAUAUCUAUCCAUCCUAUCCAUCUAUUUCAGUCUAUUCAUCCAUCCAUCUAUCCAUCUAUCCAUCCAUCCAUCUAUUUCAGUCUAUCCAUCAUCUCUCCAUCCAUCUAUCCAUCCAUCUAUUUCAGUCUAUUCAUAUCCAUCCAUCCAUCCAUCUAUCUAUCCAUCUAUCUAUUUCAGUCUAUUCACAUCCAUCCAUCCAUCCAUCCAUCCAUCCAUCCAUCCAUCCACCAGUCUAUCCAUCCAUCCAUCCAUCCAUCCAUCCAUCCAUUCAGUCCAUCCACAUCCAUCUAUCCAUCCAUCCAUCCAUCCAUUUCAGUCCAUUCACAUCCAUCCAUCCAUCCAUCCAUCCAUCCAUCCAUCCAUUUCCAGUCUAUCCACAUCCAUCCAUCUAUCUAUCUAUCCAUCCAUUUCAGUCCAUCCAUAUCCAUCCAUCCAUCCAUCCAUCCAUCCAUCCAUCCAUUCAUCCAUCACAUCCAUCCAUCCAUCCAUCCAUCCAUUUCAGUCUAUUCACAUCCAUCUAUCCAUCCAUCCAUCCAUCCAUCUAUUUCAGUCUAUUCAUAUCCAUCCAUCCAUCCAUCCAUCCAUCCAUCCAUCCAUCCAUUUCAGUCUAUUCACAUCCAUCCAUCUAUCCAUCCAUCCAUCUAUUUCAGUCUAUCACAUCUAUCUAUCUAUCCAUCUAUCCAUCUAUUUCUAUUCAUAUCCAUCUAUCCAUCCAUCUAUCUAUUGUCUAUCCAUAUCUAUCCAUCCAUCCAUCCAUCCAUCCAUCCAUCCAUCCAUCUAUUUCAGUCUAUUCACAUCCAUCCAUCCAUCCAUCCAUCUAUUUCAGUCUAUUCACAUCCAUCCAUCCAUCCAUCCAUCCAUCCAUCUAUUUCAGUCCAUUUAUCCAUCCAUCCAUCCAUCCAUCCAUCCAUUUCCAGUCCAUCCACAUCUAUCCAUCCAUCCAUCUAUUUCCAUUUCAGUCUAUUCAUAUCCAUCUAUCUAUCUAUCCAUCUAUCUAUCCAUUUCAGUCUAUUCACAUCUAUCUAUCCAUCCAUCUAUCCAUCCAUCUAUUCAGUCUAUUCACAUCCAUCUAUCUAUCCAUCCAUCCAUCCAUCUAUUUCCAGUCUAUUCCACAUCCAUCCAUCCAUCUAUCCAUCUAUUUCAGUCUAUCCACAUCCAUCCAUCCAUCCAUCCAUCCAUCCAUCCAUCCAUCUAUUUCCAGUCCAUCCACAUAUCUAUCUAUCUAUCCAUCUAUCCAUCCAUCCAUUUCAGUCUAUUCAUCCAUCUCCAUCCAUCCAUUUCAGUCUAUUCACAUAUCCAUCCAUCCAUCUAUCUAUCCAUCUAUUUCAGUCUAUUCACAUCUAUCUAUCCAUCCAUCUAUCCAUCCAUCCAUUUCAGUCUAUCCACAUCUCCAUCCAUCUAUCUAUCUCUAUUUCAGUCUAUUCAUAUCUAUCUAUCUAUCUAUCUAUCUAUCUAUUUCAGUCUAUUCAUAUCUAUCUAUCUAUCUAUCUAUCUAUCUAUCUAUUUUCAGUCUAUUCAUAUCUAUCUAUCUAUCUAUCUAUCUAUCUAUCUAUCUAUUUCAGUCUAUUCAUAUCUAUCUAUCUAUCUAUCUAUCUAUUUCAGUCUAUUCAUCUAUCUAUCUAUCUAUCUAUCUAUCUAUCUAUCUAUCUAUUUCAGUCUAUUCAUAUCUAUCUAUCUAUCUAUCUAUCUAUCUAUCUAUCUAUCUAUCUAUCUUCUCUUGCACUCAUCCUCCAAUUUUUCAUGUCUUUUCUUCGUUUGUCUUUUUUCUUCUUCCUUUCUUUUUCUUUUCUCCUCUCCCACGUCUUCUAUCCUUAUUUCUCUUCUUUUUUCUCCCUUCACAAAUUAGGAUAUCUUUGCCAAAAAUGAUCUUUACUCGACUUAUAGAUGAGUAUCUUCGAUCUAUCGUAAUUACAUUGUUUUCUUCUUCUUCUUCUUUUCCUUUUUAUUCCCUUCUUCUUACUCUCGCUUGCACCAUAGAAUUGACACAGCUGGAAAAUAUUGACCAGAAUAAAAAGCUUAUCUUUUCCAAACCGCCAAAUUCUUAUUCUUAUUCUGUCUCUCUCUCUCUCUCUCUCUCUCUCUCUGUCUAUUUAUCUAUUUAUCUAUCUUUUACUCCCUCUCAUUUUAAUUCUUGUUUACCUAUUUCCCCAAAUUCAUUCAGAGGUCAGGGUGUUUUAAGCAGAAAUCCCAGCCUACCUUUUCCCACAGUUUUUUCGCGCCCUCUCUUUUCUGCGGGCAAUUACUAUCAUUCUCCCGCCUUUUCCCACUCAAUGCUCGUACCUCCCGCUCAUUCCUUCAAGAUCGACCACACCCUGAUUUCUUGGCUCUGCACCUCGUCACCGCCUCUCCUCUCCCACUUUUUGUUGUCGCCCAGACCAGCUUCAAGUGUUCUCGCCGCCCACCAUAACGCACCAGGACUCUGUACUGGCUGA